GUCACAGUGCUGUCCUGGAUCCAGCAGGAAGCCCAUGGAGCCUGGGGCCACAGGCCACAGGGGACAAGGGCCAGACACCCCGGCCAUGGCUCCAGGCCAUUGAUCCAGGCCAGGCCGGCCAGGCGGGGGUUGGGAAACCUUGGCCUAGACAAACAGAGGCUUCUGAGGCCUGUGUGCAGGCCCUGCACCUACCUGCCACUCCCAAAGGAUGCCCAUGGCUGAAGCCCCCCAAGCAGCUGGUGGGCAGAGCGAUGGAGGUGAUGGCAAGGAAGCAGAGCCGGAGAGGGUGUUCAAGGCCCCCGAGGGCACCAAGAGAAAAGCCCAGAACUACCUCCGCCUGGCGCCCCUGUGGCUGUCCCUGGUCGUGCUGGCAUCAGUGGGAGUGCUGCUCUGGUACUUCCUAGGGUACAAGGCAGAGGUGACAGUCAGCCAGGUGUACGCGGGCAGCCUCCGCGUGCUCAAUCGCCACUUCUCUCAGGACUUCAUCCACCGGGAGUCCAGUGCCUUUCGCAGUGAAACCGCCAAAGCCCAGAAGAUGCUCAAGGAGCUCCUUGCCAGCACCAGCUUGGGAAGUUACUACAACUCCAGCUCUGUCUAUGCCUUUGGGGAGGGACCCCUCACCUGCUUCUUCUGGUUCAUUCUCCAAAUCCCCGAGCACCGCCAGCCAAUGCUGGGCCCCGAGGUGGUACGGGCGCUGAUAGUGGAGGAGCUGCUGUCCACGGCCAACAGCUCGGCCCCCGCCAGCUACAGGGCCGAGUAUGAGGUGGACCCCGAGAGCCUGGUCAUCCUGGAAGCCAGCGUGAAAGAUAUAGUUGCACUGAAUUCCACGCUGGGCUGUUAUCGAUACAGCUACGUAAGCCUGGGCCAGGUCCUCUGGCUGAAGGGUCCCGACCAACUGGCCUCCAGCUGCCUGUGGCACCUGCAGGGCCCCAAGGAUCUCAUGCUCAAACUCCGGCUGGAGUGGAGACUGGCUGAGUGCCGGGACCGCCUGGCAAUGUUCGAUGCAGCUGGGCCCCUAGAGAAGAGGCUCAUCACCUCGGUCUACGGCUGCAGCCGCCAGGAGCCCGUGGUGGAGGUCCUGGCAUCGGGUGCCGUCAUGGCGGUGGUCUGGAAGAAGGGCCUGCACAGCUACUAUGACCCCUUCGUGCUCUCUGUACAGCCUGUGGCCUUCCGGGGCUGUGAGGUGAACUUGACAUUGGAGGGCAGGCUGGAGCCACAGGGUGUCCUCAGCACCCCAUACUUCCCCAGCUACUACUCACCCAGCACCCACUGCUCCUGGCACCUCACGGUGCCCUCCCUGGACUACGGCUUGGCCCUCUGGUUUGAUGCCUAUGCGCUCCGGAGGCAGAAAUAUGACUUACCGUGUACCCAGGGCCAGUGGACAAUCCAGAACAGGAGGCUAUGUGGCCUCCGCACCCUGCAGCCCUAUGCUGAAAGGAUCCCUGUGGUGGCCACGGCUGGCAUCACCAUCAACUUCACCUCCCAGAUUUCCCUCACUGGGCCUGGCGUGCAGGUGCACUACGGCUUGUACAACCAGUCAGACCCCUGCCCUGGAGAGUUCCUCUGCUCUGUGAAUGGACUCUGUGUUCCUGCCUGUGAUGGGAUCAAGGACUGCCCCAAUGGCCUGGAUGAGAGAAACUGCGUUUGCAGAGCCACAUUCCAGUGCCGAGAGGAUAGCACGUGCAUCUCACUGUCCCGGGUCUGUGAUGGGUGGCCUGACUGUCUCAACGGCAGCGAUGAGCAGCAGUGCCAGGAAGGGGUGCCUUGUGGGACAUUCACCUUCCAGUGUGAGGACCGAAGCUGUGUGAAGAAGCCUAACCCCCAGUGUGAUGGGCAGCCCGUCUGCAGGGAUGGCUCUGACGAGCAGCAAUGUGAUUGUGGCCUCCAGGGCCCCUCCAGCCGCAUUGUGGGUGGGGCUGUGUCCUCUGAGGGUGAAUGGCCAUGGCAGGCCAGCCUCCAGGUCCGGGGUCGACACAUCUGUGGGGGGGCCCUCAUCGCUGACCGCUGGGUGAUAACAGCUGCCCACUGCUUCCAGGAGGACAGCAUGGCCUCCCCGACGCUGUGGACCGUGUUCCUGGGCAAGGUGUGGCAGAGCUCGCGCUGGCCUGGCGAGGUGUCCUUCAAAGUGAGCCGCCUGCUCCUGCACCCGUACCACGAGGAGGACAGCCACGACUACGACGUGGCGCUGCUGCAGCUCGACCACCCCGUGGUGCGCUCGGCCGCCGUCCGCCCUGUCUGCCUGCCCGCUCGCUCUCACUUCUUUGAGCCUGGCCUGCACUGCUGGAUCACGGGCUGGGGCGCCCUGCGGGAGGGCGGCCCCACCAGCAAUGCGCUGCAGAAGGUGGAUGUGCAGUUGAUCCCGCAGGACUUGUGCAGUGAGGCCUAUCGCUAUCAGGUGACACCUCGCAUGCUGUGUGCCGGCUACCUCAAGGGCAAGAAGGAUGCUUGCCAGGGUGACUCAGGUGGCCCACUGGUGUGCAAGGCACCCAGUGGCCGCUGGUUCCUGGCAGGGCUGGUCAGCUGGGGCCUAGGCUGUGGCCGGCCCAACUACUUUGGCGUCUACACCCGCAUCACAGGUGUGAUCGGCUGGAUCCAGCAGGCGCUCACCUGAGGAGCUGCUUCUGCAAAGCUGGGGCCUAUCUGCUGGACUCAAGAGCCCAGGGCACAUGCCAGACAUGGGCAGGCAGGCCCUAUGGAGGCAGGAGGUGGCAUCCUGCCCUCAACCCACUCCCUGAUGUCUGCCACAGUGAUGGCAGGAGGAAGGAGCAAGGCCCUCCACUGGUGGUCAAAACGACCCCCUGGAACCAGGCCCACCAGGCCCAGCUGAAGGGGUUCACAUCCAGCCCUUUUGUCUCCCAAUUCUCUCUCCUCUGUCCCAUUCCUGGUUCAGCAGCGAUAAUGCUGGCUUCCAGGUCCCCAGCAGGGGUGUCUGAUGAGAAGCCUCUCCCCAGUGCAGAGGCUGCUGAGGCAGCCUUGGCUCCGGAGAGCAGAUUCCAGCCUGUGAAACCCCAGGUCUAACUUGAGAGGUGGGGGUGGAAGGUGCUCCAUAGGAGGGGCCCUCAGAGCCCUGAAGACUGCCUGGUGGGCCAGUGUCUGUAAGCCAAAGGGUGGGGAAGCCCCCGCUCCAGGGUCUUUGCCCCACCCCUUCCUGCCAGCCGGGCCUUCACUGUCCAGACCCUCCCCUGGCAGUGAGAUGAGCUCAGCUGCCCUGUAAAAUAAAGAUGCCUGACCCAAGGCCCUGCUGCUGGGGUUUGAAUGGGGAGCUGGCACCAGCCUCACGUCCUUGACUAAAGAGACCCUGCUUCUUGCUCAGCCUGUUCAAUGAGGUUGAGUGGGUCAGUGGAGGCAGGUGUGGCCACUAAGACCUGGAGGCUCCAGGGCAGCUGCCCAGGUCCCAGGAGAAACCCCAAGAAGGCAAUGGGACCCUCAGGUCAGAGUGAGGGACGGUCCAAGUUACAGGCUUCUUCUGGAACCUUGGGAGGAAACAGAGGCUGGGAGAGGGGCAAAGGCAUUCUCACAGUGAAACUGGGGGUUGGGAGUAGAGGUGAUGGGGACCUCCUGGUUCCCUCCAGUGCGACAUCCACUCCCUUUGCAUUCUAUUGAGUAAAGCAUUUCAUGGGCUCCUGCUAUGAACAAAGACCGUGUAGGGCCACAGAGACGAGCCCAACAUGGCCCCUGCCCUCAGAAGCAGCAGGGCUGAUGAGCUAGUAGAUAGGGCUAUGGGUAGCAGAUAACCAGGAAUGCCAGCAAAGGCUGCCUGGAGUGUGUGAGACCAGAGCUGGGGUUUGCAGGUGGCCAAGGAGGGGAAGGGCAUUCCAGACAGGGGAAGAGCAUGUGCAAAGGAGUCCCAAAAGAACGUGGCAUAUAAGACAACAGCAAGCCACACGUUCUUCAGAAGAGGCUGGGAGGGGAAAGACUGAAGAGGAAUUCAUGGCUCAGCACCCGGUGGUUACAGCGCCAGCCACAUGCAACGAGGCUGGCAGGUUCAAACCCAGCCCAGGCCUGAUAAACAAUGACAACUACAACAAAAAAAUAGCUGGUGUUGUGGUGGGCGCCUGUAGUCCCAGCUACUUGGGAGGCUGAGGCAAGAGAAUCUCCUAAGAGUUUGAGGUUGCUGUGAGUUGUGAUGCCACAGCACUCUACUGAGGGUGACAUAGUGAGACUGUCUCAAAAAAAAAAAAAAAAAGGAAGGCUCUAGCAGAGGAGUAACACAGUGGAUCCCCCAUGACACCAGUGUGGAGGGAGUGCCAGGAAGGACUGCAUGGGGCCUGUGCCAAGCUGUUCAGGACAUAGGGUCACCAGGACUCCUGGGGGCAGUGGUAAUGGAGCCAGAACAGCUGGAGCUGGGGUGUGGGAGAAGGGAGAGAGGGUGCCUCUGAGGCGGACACACACUGGAGAGGGGGGGGCCACUGUGGCUGGGUAAGGUGGAAGGGGAGGCGGGGUCCUGCCUGGAGGGAAUGGGGCAGUUGGGCAGGCAGGGAGCUAAAGCAUUCCAGUCCAUGCAGUCCACAGGCCUCAGUGGGGUGGGCAGAACACAGCUGGAUAUCACCUUGGGUGCUUGGCUGAAAUGUAGAUUCCUAGGUCCCUUCCCAGUCUUGGCUAAUCAGAAUCCUGGUGGGGAGGGAUAAUGUAUUCUUUUUUUUUUUUAGAGACAGAGUCUCACUUCAUGGCCCUCGGUGGAGUGCCGUGGCGUCACACAGCUCACAGCAACCUCCAACUCUUGGGCUUAGGCGAUUCUCUUGCCUCAGCCUCCUGAGUAGCUGGGACUAUAGGCACCCACAACAAUAGCUCAGCUAUUAUUUUGUUACAGUUUGGCCAGGGUCAGGUUUGAACCCGCCACCCUCAGUAUAUGGGGCUGGCGCCCUGCUCACUGAGCCACAGGCACCACCAGGGGUAAUGUGUUCUUUGAACAAGCCUCCUGGUGACCCUUCCAAGCAAAGUUGGACACAAAGAGUGAGGUUACCUAUGGGAGUGAUGUGUCCUCAGAAGUGGUAAGGAAGGUGCCCUGCCCAUCCAUGAAGGGCCGCUACCUUUGGGGGCACUGCCUAGCAGGGAUUCCCCCAGGAGCUAGGAGGGCCAGGGAGUUAAAGGAACUGGCCAUGUAGGGAGGAGGGGCUGGGGUCCUGGCUGGGCAGGGAAGAGAAGGCUGAGGGUCUAGCAGACUCUAUAGAACGGGGGACCUGGGUGGCACUUGGGGCAGAAGGGUAGCAGCAGCAGGGAGGCUGGAGGUGGCCCAGCAGUGUCAGAGCAGGAAGUGGAGGGGGGCAUCCCAGGAGUUAGGAUGCAGGUGAGGCCGCCUGGGCCUCUGCCCAGAGCUCUCACUUCCCGGCUCCCGGAGGCAACUGGGUGUUCUCAGGUGUCUGGCCACAGGGCAGAGGACCUA
This is a messenger RNA of Nycticebus coucang (slow loris), 5383 nucleotides long. It is a transcript of the gene TMPRSS6, whose product is annotated as transmembrane serine protease 6. Gene Ontology annotation, biological process: proteolysis. The record is from RefSeq and is a predicted model, not a curated record. The transcript is spliced from 18 exons. Lineage: Eukaryota; Metazoa; Chordata; Mammalia; Primates; Lorisidae. The coding region runs from base 209 to 2611 and encodes 800 amino acids. Gene Ontology annotation, molecular function: serine-type endopeptidase activity; protein binding.